AUGUUAUUAAUUAAUACAAUGACAUUAGCUCUUCUUUCCACUCCAAAUCAAAUAAAGGUUUAUCGAAAAGAAAUUAAACCUAUACUUGAUGAACUUCUUCAAAUAACUAUUUAUGCAUCAACUGCAGAAAAAUAUCGAUAUAAUGGUUUUCAUGUAUCUGAACCACUUGCUGUACUUGUUAAAUUAUUUAUUGAUGGUACAACUUUUGAUUAUAUUAUGAAUCAAGCACAAACUAAUCCUUCAUCAAAUCUAACUUCGACAAUUAAAUUAUUUUCAAAUUUACUUUCAUAG
Molecule: messenger RNA, 291 nt
Organism: Rotaria sordida
Lineage: Eukaryota; Metazoa; Rotifera; Eurotatoria; Philodinida; Philodinidae
Source: the annotation of a GenBank genome assembly